This is a messenger RNA of Athalia rosae (coleseed sawfly), 1311 nucleotides long. RefSeq names its product lysoplasmalogenase-like protein TMEM86A. Lineage: Eukaryota; Metazoa; Arthropoda; Insecta; Hymenoptera; Athaliidae. The coding region runs from base 468 to 1172 and encodes 234 amino acids. The transcript has 8 exons. The record is from RefSeq and is a predicted model, not a curated record. Gene Ontology annotation, cellular component: membrane.
GCUCAGUCACAUGUCACCAACUAUCUGAAGUCAUUAUGCCGCUGUUUAGCUGUAUUACAACUGGGCUUGAUACGUGUGUGGGGACUUUCGAGUAAGCUGCGAGGCGGUAUGGGUACACAUGUGCAUGUACAAAUAGCACGUAUGUAGCACCUCGUCGUCGACAAAUGUAUAGGGUCGGUUGCAAAUCCAACAACUGAAUGUCCCCUCCACAACCAGUUGUCCCCUCCGCUCCCUGCGUUGGGGCCUGCACUGCGACGACCUACGAUACCACAUCGACUCGUAGCGAUCGAACCCGUUCCCUCGAAACGAAAACAAAUGCCGCACGCCAAACGCCAGUGACUGUCAGUGUCUCAAGCAGACGACGCUGUUUUUGACGUUUGACGAGAAACAAAGGGAUACAUGCAAAACAUACGAAUAUACGUGGCUCUUAGAAAAUUGAAAAAGUACAAGUAUUAUUCAUUAAGAAAAUGUCAUCAACUGGACAAGUGAUAAAGAGUGUUGGCCCAAAAUUAGUACCAUUCUUCAAAAGUGUAUCAGUCUAUUUUGUGUUAUUGGCGGAACAGCCAUCUCUGUUAACCGCCUGCUUCAAAUGUUUGCCAAUUAUCAGCCUGAUCGUGUUCAUCUUACUCCAUGGAAUCAACUUGUCCGAAGAAUACGCGUUUCCGCGGAGGAUAUUAACUGGAUUGUUAUUCAGCUGCAUAGGAGAUGCCCUACUGGUGUGGCCAACUUGUUUCGUACCAGGAAUGGGAAUGUUUGCAGUUGCUCAAGCCGUUUACAUUAGUGCAUUCGGCUUUGCUCCAUUAAGUCCAAUAUUGGGAGCAAUUUUGUACGCACUUUGUACGAUAGUUAUUUACCUCUUGCUACCCGGACUUAACGGUAUCUUGACAAUAGGAGUACCUCUGUAUACAAUACUUGUCACAACAAUGGCCUGGAGAGCGAUUGCAAGAGUACAAUUUUUCGAGGAACUAUGGACCUGGACAAAAAUGUGCAGCUGUGCUGGUGGUAUAUUCUUUGUAAUAUCUGACGCUUUACUUGGUUUUCACUGCUUUUACAGUCCCAUACUAUAUGCUCAGGUAAUUAUAAUGGCGACUUAUUACGCAGCGCAGUUUGGAAUAGCCUUGAGUGCGGUAGACACAAGAGACAAUGUUAAAUCUCUCAAGCAGCGACGAUGAAUCCUUCAAAAGCAGGUACAGCUCUGCAGCCUCCAAAAUUGAAACCAACUACAGCUGGAGCACAGUCAAUAUUCAACUUUCUGGCAACGCGAUUUAGUGCUGGAACUGUACAAAACGAAUAGAGACAUAUUUUGCAAUA